AUGUAUUCUUGGAAAUAUAACAGUAAAGCAUUAAAUUCUCUACACCCACAAUUAGCACCAUAUUUCAUAUUCAUGUCAAACAUAAAUUCGGGUUAUACCAAUGAUGGUAUGUCUGAUAUGCCCAAGAGUAAUACACCGAUAUCUGACUCAAUGAAUAGAUGGAAAAUGCCUCGUAUGGGUAUACCGAAUGGCAAUGAGAUGAUUCUACCUAAUCAGAUAGCAGCAGAACAUUUUAAUAUUACUCAGCAAAUGAUUCCUUCUUUUAUUCCGCCCCAACAACAGCAACAAUUGCAAGCUCAAAAUAUGAUGCAGCCUCCAGUAAUGUUAAAUCCAAUAACAAAUAAGAUAAAAAAUAAAAAGAGGAUAAAAAAAAAUGUCACUGUGUUAAAAGAAAGCUCCAGCGAAACUGUUUUUGUUAAUUAUACGGUUGAAGAGAAGAAAACUUCAAAGAGUAAACCAUCAAUAAAUAUCUUGGAAUCAAAUGGUGCUACAUCAAUGCCUGCUGAUUCAACGCCAUCAGCUCCAUCUUCCUCUCCUCCUGGUACAGCUAAGAAAAUGAAUACAAUGAACAAGUCAUUGAAGAGAGAUUCAGCUCCAACGACACUCAAUUUUGGUGGAGCUAGACAGAAUAACAUAUUUCCGAUUGACGAAAUCAAGCCAAGUUCCAAUGAUAAUAUUCGCCCUCAACAAAUUGUUGUAAAGGAUAAAACAUCUAGUAAUGAUUCAAGCCAUGAUGAGAAUGAUGCAAAUAUGGAUUUUAGUAAAAUAUUAGGUAUGGAACGAAGAGGGAGAGUUAUAACGCCGACAACAACGAGGUUCUAUAUGUCUUCUUCAUCGACACCUUCCUCUCCAGCCAUUGGAACACCUUCAUCUGCAUUCUACGCCAAUAGUAUCCAUACCAUAUCUGCCCAAAGACCAUCAUCAGCAGUGAUGCCAAAUUUCACCAAACAUGCGUCAUAUAGUGGAGUAUCACCAUACGCGAAAAGGAUGGUCUCCAAUAAGAAUUCUAUAUAUAAACUACCAAAAGGAACAGGAUCGAUAAGUACAACGACAUUAUCAUCAACUUUAGAAUCUGCUUCAAUGGAUUUAUCGGUUUAUAAUAAUUCUGUACCCAAUAAUGGACAUUCUUACAUUGAUAAUUUCAAUAACAUGAUGGGAAGUAGUCCUAAAGACGGUAGUUUAGAUAGCUCAUUCAAUCAACAGCACCACGGUAGCAUAUCUGACCAGUUAAUUGAUCCUGAGAGGACUGCUGUAUCCUUACCAGCAGAGUACCAUGAACCGUAUUCCGACUCAUUGGAUAUGGGAUUAAUAAUGAGCAUAGGGAUAGAUGAACUUAACCCUCAAACGGAUGAAUCAUUAUCCCAAAAAGUUUCAAUGACAUCUAACAAUAUAUCACGUACAGUCACUGGUAGUACAGUUACUGUCCAAACCAUGAUGGAUGAUUUUGGACUGUUUGAAACCCAAUCAAACCAACCAAAUGAAAUUCAAGCGAUCAACGAUAUGAAAGAUAUUUCUUUUCAUACUGGAAUGGCUCAAAAAAUUAAAGGUGAUAAUCAAGAUGAUGAUCCAAAAUUCGGAGAUAUAGACUUCGAAGACAUUGAAGCUAUAUUUCCCAUAAAUAAUAACUCAUCACCAAUCAAACAAGAACAAUUGGAUGAUAUUUUUAAUAUUCUUAAGUAA
Molecule: messenger RNA, 1680 nt
Organism: Maudiozyma saulgeensis
Lineage: Eukaryota; Fungi; Ascomycota; Saccharomycetes; Saccharomycetales; Saccharomycetaceae
Source: the annotation of a GenBank genome assembly